Messenger RNA from Mugil cephalus (flathead mullet), 1406 nucleotides. It is a transcript of the gene dnajc15, whose product is annotated as DnaJ (Hsp40) homolog, subfamily C, member 15. Gene Ontology annotation, cellular component: PAM complex, Tim23 associated import motor. The record is from RefSeq and is a predicted model, not a curated record. The transcript is spliced from 6 exons. Gene Ontology annotation, biological process: protein import into mitochondrial matrix. Gene Ontology annotation, molecular function: ATPase activator activity. Bases 27 to 479 code for a protein of 150 amino acids. Lineage: Eukaryota; Metazoa; Chordata; Actinopteri; Mugiliformes; Mugilidae.
AUCACUUCCGGGCUCUGACAGAAAACAUGGCGGGCGCCGGCAGAAUGACCACGGAUGGAGGAGACAUGAUGCGAUACGCUGAAUAUUCUCCAAAAACAAACAUGAGGAGUGACGCAGAGAUAGACGGACGGCUUGGAGGGACUCUGAUUGCUGUUGGUCUUGGUGUGGCUGCUGCAGCUUUUGCAGGUCGCUAUGCUUUUCAGCUGUGGAAGCCUCUUGGACAGGUUUUCUCAGAAACUGUCAAAAAUAUGCCCACAUCAGCUUUCUCUUCAUAUUACAAAGGAGGUUUUGAGCAGAAGAUGUCCAGACGAGAGGCCAGCCUUAUUCUUGGGAUCAGCCCAACCAGCACAAAGGCCAAAGUACGUGAGGCCCAUCGUAGGAUCAUGGUCCUCAACCAUCCAGAUAAAGGUGGAUCACCAUAUCUCGCUGCUAAGAUCAACGAGGCCAAAGACCUUUUCGAUAAGGAGACCCGGCGGUGACCUGCACUGUUAAGGACUCACUUUAAAGAUUUCCAUCAUCUCUGCAGCUCUGCUCCAUCGGCAUCGACAUGAACAUCACACCAACGAAUUCACUCAUGCUCCUGGAAGACGACGAAAAGAGAGGACGCUGUCAUGAUGGUUUCCCUCUUCAGCUUACCAUGAAUUCUAUUCUGUAACAUGAUAUCACUUAAUAUUGCACUUCAGGUGUUAAAACUGAAGGUGUGGGUGGUAGUGGGCUAGAAAUGGAACAGUGCGACCGCUGAGUUCAUUACUUCCUGUGUGAAGCAUUUUGGAAUGAGUGUAAACGAGUGUUACAUAAUCUAUUUAUGUGGUAAGUGGUAAAAUUAAAUUAUUUUGUAAACAUAUGCAGUUACUGGGUGUUUGUGUGGGCGAGUCAACUGAACCCAGUGUAGCCUGACAUGUUAACUAAUAAUCAGAAAAUCUAUUUAUUUCAAAUAGAAGUGCUUAUAGGACCUUUUAAGGAAAAAUCAUAGUUUUUGAUUUCAUGUUUUAUACAACAGGCAUUUAUGUAUAUUAUUUAUGUAUAUUAGAGAGAGCGGCCAACUCAAAUCAUGGGCUCUAUGUUACAUACAUCAGAGGGAAGAUUCUACAGCGUAACCCUAAGAGGCGGAUGUGCUAUGUUGAAAUAAAUGUUUUAUUUUCACCAUUAAAGGACCUAUAAAUGUUACUGCCAAUGUCAGUCAAAAUGCAAAAGUAACUCGCAUAAAUAUCCCAGCAUGAAUAAGAUCAUACUGCAGCAGAGAGGAAACUGUUUAUAUAUCCAUCUACAGAUGCCCAGCGAGCUCAAAUCAUUCAGGGUAACAGGUGAUGCUCUGUUGGGUCUCCACAACAGUCAUCUUCCGUUUGUCAUUCUUGCUCUUGCUCCUCACAGUUUAAUUUGUCAAAAUAAAGGAGACUAACUCCAGA